Puccinia triticina is the source of this 1146-nucleotide messenger RNA. RefSeq lists its product as uncharacterized. The record is from RefSeq and is a predicted model, not a curated record. Bases 1 to 1146 code for a protein of 381 amino acids. Gene Ontology annotation, cellular component: cytoplasm; nucleus. Gene Ontology annotation, molecular function: heat shock protein binding. NCBI's taxonomy places the organism in Eukaryota, Fungi, Basidiomycota, Pucciniomycetes, Pucciniales, Pucciniaceae. The transcript is spliced from 2 exons.
AUGACUCCUGACGCGACGGUACGCGUGAGCUCUCCCAGCACCGCAACGUUCAAACACGACCACAUCAUGGCGUCACAAAGCAUCUUCAACACCGGAUCGGAGGACUCACCGGACCUCUACAAGACCUUAGAGUUGAUUUCACGCGAGGCUACCGAAGCUGAGAUCCGAACGGCCUACCGAAAACAAGCACUCCGAUAUCAUCCCGAUAAGAUAUCUGCCUCAAAAUCCGAGGAAGAGAAGCUAGAAGCCCGUCAAAAGUUCGAUCAGGUCGGACUGGCUUACAAGAUACUCAGCGACGCCAAACUUCGCGAGCGUUACGAUAAGACUGGCAAGACUGAUGAGAACCCGUUCCUCGAUGGUCUCGAUGACGAAGCUAGUUGGUCCGCAUAUUUCAAAGACCUCUGGUCGGGUGAGGUCAACGCCCAAACGAUCGAAGAAUUCACGAACAAGUAUCGGGGCUCGGAGGAAGAACUGAAUGAUCUACGCGAGCAUUAUAUCGAAUUCGAUGGGUCCUUACCCGAGAUCCUGUCACAUACGAUGUGCGCAACCGACGACUGUGAACCACGACUGGUCAAACGAAUCGACCAAAUGAUCAAGGAGGGCGUUUUAGAAUCUAAGCCAACCUGGGUGAAGACCAAGAAGGAUACCAAGGCACGUGCCAAACGACGUCAGAUGGCCGAACAAGAAUCAAAGGAAGCCGAAGAACUCGCAAAAGAACUCGGAGUUCAUGACAAACUCUUCGGAAAUCAGAAUCCUAACGGGCCUUCUUCCAAUGGAAAGAAAAACUCCAAGAAAGACGAUCAAUCGAACUCGGAAGAUUCCUUACGAGCUCUGAUCCAAGCAAACGCAUCCAAGAAACACGAGGCUCUGGUCGCCAAAUUAGAAGCCAAAGCACUUUCUGAAUCAACCACCACCAAGAAACCGAAAAAGACCGGCAAAACCAACGGGAAGAAGAGGAAAAGUCUGGCGGAAGAAAACGAUAGCGAUCACAAAGAAGAAGAAUGCGUCCCUUCAACAAGUGGUCCAACCGAAGAGGAAUUUCAGCAGAUUCAGGCCAGCUUAAACGCCCAUAAGAAAACUCUGAAAGAUUCCAAAUCUGACGAUAUCCGUUCUUCCUCAAAAGGCAAAAAGAAAUCUAAAAGAUAG